Messenger RNA from Aspergillus caelatus, 886 nucleotides. RefSeq lists its product as uncharacterized. The coding region runs from base 232 to 747 and encodes 171 amino acids. NCBI's taxonomy places the organism in Eukaryota, Fungi, Ascomycota, Eurotiomycetes, Eurotiales, Aspergillaceae. The transcript has a single exon. The record is from RefSeq and is a predicted model, not a curated record.
CGCCAGAAGCAGCUCUGAAAGCACAGGAACAGGCUGCAAGAGAAGUAAAACAGAAGAUGGAGGACGCCGAGAGGAAGCGCGAAGAUGUCCAGAAAGCGAUGGACAAGAAAAUCAAGGAAAGGAACACCGAGAUGAAAGUUUUGUCAAAAUACCAAGAAGUGAAAGUAUCAGAUAUCCCAGCUUGAAUAAGGAAUCCAAGGGAGGUUGCUUUCAAGAAAACGUCAAUAGAACAUGCCCAACAACUUUGGGGGUUCUAUUUCUCAUAUUGGGAUGAGUCCGGCCGCCACGAUGCUUGCUUCAAGCUCGGUUAUGAUCCACCGUUCAUUGUUCGCUACUGGUCUAUCGCGGGUUACGGUUUCCGACCACCUACGCCUAUUUCCCACCGACCUUGCCUCUUCAACCCCUCUCGACUUUAACCACCUGAUUCAAGAGCCCGGAAGAAAACUACCUAGCAAUGGCAUAAGGAACCACCUUCGGACUGAGUCAGAGAUCUCUUCAGGGGAAGGGAAAGAAAGGAAGCCGUGGGGUUGUCUAGUGGGCUAUGCCAGACAUCGGUCUUAUACACGAAUUGCGUGUUUACUUCGGGACCAUGUGUUUUGUUGUCGUCAAGGUACUUCUGCAAGCGAACUGAACCAUCUCAUGGACAUGGAUUCUAGUUUGGGCUAUGGACGGAUUCUUAUUAAAACAUCACACAUCAUUGUAAUUGGGGCCGCUAUAUCUUGGCACCCAAAAGCAUCUCAAACAUGAAUCUUAUCGACAUAAGAGCACGUGAUAAUAUCCUCGCAUUAUUAAAAGUAAAUUCGUUGUCCGUUAAUCAUAAGCCCUUGAACUGUGGCUCAGAUCCUUCACAGCGUACCCAAGAUCUUUACUACGACAGGGAGCAACU